UAUAACCAGACGUUCACCAAAGCCUCGCCUCAUUAUUCUCUCGAGUGGGUUUUCUCCUGUGUUCUCGAUUCAAAGAAGAAAUCAUUUCAUUCCUCUCGAGUUUUUUUUUCCCUUUUUUCCGAUAUAUUUUUUUCGGUCCAUGAAGAUGAAGCUGGCCUUAGUGGUCGUACUGGCUCUUGCCUGUUGUGUUCAUGCUGCUAUUAAGGACGCAAGGCCCCAUAGCAAUCGGCCUGGACGAUUUUUGUCUUUGCCUGUUGCCCAAAAAUGCGCAAAUCGGCCAAAGGAAUUCAAUUUCAAAGGACACAACUACUUCCUGAGUAGCCAUGUACCUGCUCAUGCGAACGCUAAAGUUGACUGGUUAGACGCCCGAAACAUCUGCAGGGAGUACUGCAUGGACCUGGUGUCGCUCGAGACACAGGAGGAGAAUAACAUGAUCUUCAGGCUCAUUCAACAAAAUGACGUACCCUACAUCUGGACCUCAGGUCGUCUCUGUGACUUCAAGGGCUGCGAAAAUCGUCGUGAUCUCGAGCCAAAGUCUUUGUACGGAUGGUUCUGGUCGGCAAAUCGCGAAAAGAUGGCACCUACCAACCAGAGUCCAGCAGGAUGGGGCUACAACCCAUGGUCCCAGACUGGGCACAAGAAGGCACGUCAACCUGACAAUGCAGAAUUCGACAUCAAUGGGACUACUGAAUCCUGUCUGUCUGUACUCAAUAAUGUUUAUAACGAUGGUAUUGCAUGGCAUGAUGUCGCUUGCUACCAUGAAAAACCAUUCGUUUGCGAAGACUCGCAAGAAUUACUCGCUUAUAUCGCAAACACCAAUCGUGGAAUUCGUUUGUAAUUUUUUUUUUCGUGAGAAAAAAAAAUUUGCUGAGGAGAAUUCCCCUUUUUCGAGUGAAAAGUGAGUUUUUUGAGCCAACAAUUUUUUUUCAUCGCCUGAGAAUUCAUUUUCAAUUAAAAAAUGAAUUUUUCAUGCAUAAAAAUUAGUUUUCCCCUUGAAAAUUCAUCUCUUCCACUGGAAAAACAUAAUUUUCAUAAAAUAUUAUAUAAAUUUUAUAGAUUAUAUCAAACCUACAAAUGACUAUUUUUUAAAUAAAUUAAUCACAAUUUUUGAUAUCUCAAUCGUUAUUAAAAGUUGAAAAAAAACAGAAA
Messenger RNA from Diachasmimorpha longicaudata, 1149 nucleotides. RefSeq names its product schlaff (gene slf). The record is from RefSeq and is a predicted model, not a curated record. Bases 140 to 838 code for a protein of 232 amino acids. The transcript has 4 exons. Lineage: Eukaryota; Metazoa; Arthropoda; Insecta; Hymenoptera; Braconidae.